Molecule: messenger RNA, 936 nt
Organism: Erigeron canadensis
Lineage: Eukaryota; Viridiplantae; Streptophyta; Magnoliopsida; Asterales; Asteraceae
Exons: 1
Coding region: 1-936 (311 amino acids)
Source: RefSeq, a predicted model, not a curated record
AUGAGUUGGGGCUGGCAUAAACUUAUUCAAUUAAGGCCAUCCAUUCGGCAACUCUUAUGGUCCAAAAUAGGUGAUGGUGCCUCAACCUUUGUGUGGUUUGAUAAAUGGGAUCAUAAUGGCCCGUUAAAUAGUGUUUUAUCAUUGAGGACCAUCUUGCGAGCUUGCUUCUCUCUCAAGGAUAAGAUCAUAGAUGUCAUUGAUAAUGGGUCUUGGAAAUGGCCGAUAGCUUGGAGGGAUUUGUAUCCGGUUUUAAAUGAUGUCCCUGUUCCAGCAAUAAAUAGUACAAAAACUGACUGUAUUGUAUGGCGAGAUGGGAACGGGGAGGAGAAGAAUUACUCGGCCUCCAAUGUUUGGGACGCAAUCCAUACUCGGGGUGAAAGGGUGGAUUGGGCUACUCUUGUGUGGAGUUCAAAAUCGAUACCUAGACAUGCAUUUUUGCUUUGGUUGGUGAUGAGGAAAAAGUUGAAAACUCAUGACAAGUUGAAACCGUGGGAUGUGGGUGGGGCUGUUAAUCUUAACCUUGUUUGUUGCUCUUUGUGUAAAACAGGCCCGGAAUCUCAUGCUCACUUGUUUUUUGAAUGUCCAUAUUCGGCGAAAGUAUGGACUUUGAUUAAAGAUGUGACGUACAUGGAGAGCUCUUCAUGCAAAUGGGAUGAUAUAGUUGCUGAUUUCUUAUGUUCUCGCAAGAAUAACUCUGCCAAAAGUGUUAUUGCUUGUCUUGUGAUCGCGGCUGCUGUCUAUUAUGUAUGGCAGGAGAGAAACAACCGUAUGUUCAGCAACCAUGCAAGACCACCUGAAAAAAUUAGAGAUAUUAUUCUGGAGACUGUUUGUUAUAGACUUGUCAAGAUGCGGUUCAAGAAUAAUGCAAGAACUUCGAACCUGUUGGCUGCUUGGAAGCUACCAAAGGCUCUGAUCAUGGAUGAUGCGUGUAACUAG